AUGAUUGAAAAUAACAAAGGUUUGAACAAAGAGGAUCCAAGAAGAUCUAAAGCGAUAACACGUGACCGCUUGACUUUACGCGAUUUACUGAUUCUCGACCGCGUUAUCCUUAAGCAAUCCAUGCCGAAAAUUACGAAAACCCGCAGUACGACUUCUCGUACAGAUCCCCUCGAUAAAUCGAAGAAGCCUACUGAAACUCACAAACAAAUCAAGCAAAAUGUAACUGGAUCAAAGGAGUUGCUCAACAAAAACGCCACGGAAUCAGAAGCUGAAGCUUCAUUAUCAAAUCCCGAAUCUGCCAACAAUCCAAACCAACUCAGAAGCUAUGGAAUACGCGGAAAGCAAGUUUUGAGCAUCCAAAUGGAUGAUGAUCUUUGUGACAUGAUGUCUGAAAACUUUAACGACCCAGAUAUCGAAUUUAAGGCAUGUGCCAACAUCACACUUAGGGAUGCUUACGAAAGCCAUAAAUAUGGAGCUGUAGAAAUACAAUACGAGUAUGAUCAUGGUGACAGUUGGGAGCAUGAGAUUAUAUUCUUAGGAAAGGAGAAUAAAAAUGUUAGGAAAGCUAUGCUUAUCCCUGAUAAGUUGAAGGUCGUUUGCAUGGCAGGUGAGGGUCAUCCAUGCGCCGAGGAUUGUGGCGGUGAACCUGGAUGGGAGGACCUUAAAAAAGUUUUCAAAGGUAGGAAGGCCGAUCCGAGGAAAGACUGGUAUAAGGACUCUUGUGCCAAUGGUGAUCCUAAGGGACUAGAUCCAUACAAAUGGGAUAUAGUUGAAGUCAAUGGCACCUUGGCGAAGUUUUUCAAAGCUUAG
This is a messenger RNA of Sclerotinia borealis F-4128, 810 nucleotides long. The record is from the annotation of a GenBank genome assembly. NCBI's taxonomy places the organism in Eukaryota, Fungi, Ascomycota, Leotiomycetes, Helotiales, Sclerotiniaceae.